Messenger RNA from Trichoplax adhaerens, 606 nucleotides. RefSeq lists its product as uncharacterized. The transcript has 4 exons. Bases 1 to 606 code for a protein of 201 amino acids. Lineage: Eukaryota; Metazoa; Placozoa; Uniplacotomia; Trichoplacea; Trichoplacidae. The record is from RefSeq and is a predicted model, not a curated record.
AUGGCUCCUGCAAAAAAUGAUCUUAUCCAAGAUGUGCUAGCUCUAAGGGCUAGAGAUUACUACAUUGCAUGCAGUAAUCAAACCAUUCAAGUUGGAAAUCUUACCGCCCAUCUAGCAGCCUUUCCAUCUGGUCUCGACGAAGUAGAUGUGAAUAUAGAGGAUUUUAGUCAUUUUGAAAUUCGAAAGAUAAAUAAGAAUAAAUCAAUCAUACUCCUAAUGUCCAAGCAAAAAGGAGCUUAUAUACCAAAAGCACUUCUAGGCAUUACUAAAAUAAAAGAUCAAGCUAAUUUUAAAGCGAUAUUCUUGGAUACAAAGUUGGAUAACGAUCUAGACCGUCUGAAUAUGUUCAAUUACCUUCACAAUCUUACCAGUGAAAUCACCAAUGCUCAAGAUCUCAAAUGGCAAUUUAUCAUCCCACUGUAUCAUCCAAACGAAACGACUACAACAGCUAUGCUGGAGAUUGUCGAUAAACAAAGUGAAUUGCAAGCACUCUGUUUCAAUCACGACGGAAAUAUUACAUUAAUAAAUCCCAGUAUUCAAUAUAACCCACCCGAAACACUACUAGCCUUGGUUUUAAUAAAAAGAAUCAACGAUCAUAUCUUGUGA